AGAUGAGGCUAGCUAGCCACAUUACCGCCCUGACUGCUGGCCUUCAACCACGUGACCGACGGGGGGGGUCUUGGGGGGUCUUGAAGGCGGCUUCUCGGCAUUUCCUUGACUUUUUUUUUAUCUUGGUAAUAGCGUUUUCCCAAAUACAUGUUUCACCGAUUUGUACAUGCGAGAAGGGCGCAUCUAUGCGGAAACUUUGUUCUGAUAUUACUUGUCUUCCUUACGAAUGCGGUUGUUUGUUUGUUUGUUUGUUUGUUUGUUUCCUUGUUUGUUUGGUUGGUUUUUUGGGGGCUCCCAGCAUCCGGAUGUGACUUCACACGAAACUCAGCAAUAAGUAUUAUUUGUUAAAUAGGGACAUAUUUGACGCCAACAUCCUAUAAUCAUCGUUUUUGUAGAUUUGCUUUCAAUAGUAUUACAUAUUCAACAGUUGUUUAAAGUGUACGUCUUCAGCAUAACGUUUUCGCAAGUCAAGCUCCGUUAAAGUAGCCGGAUGUUAGCCUAUGUUACUUUCAAAACAAAAGCUCGCACUUCCCUACUGUUGGCAGCAGAACGUCCCCACUGAAAAGCAAAAAUCAAGAAGUCAUGAUCGGUUGUAAGCUGCUUUAUAACACGCAUACAAAGGUCAUAGGGACUUGUUAUCGGCGGAAUUAGCUUGCUUGUAUACGGAAGCGGCGCCAUGUGUUUACCGGUGACUUGACGCAUGUGCAGAGCGGUAGGUCGUGCUGUACCCGCCACAGCAUCCACAACCCGCAUUCAGUCAAGCGCUCACGUUCCUCUGCUGGUGGAAGAAAGACUUGUUGGCAUGAUGGAUUGUUCACAGGAAGUGCUGUUUGUGUCUGGGGAGCCCAAGAAGGGAAUGUCCAUCUUCAUUGAUAUUUUACGGCGAGCGGAUAAAAAUGAUGACGGCAAGCUGACCUUUGAGGAGUUCAAGGCGUAUUUCUCUGAUGGCGUUCUGACGCCCGACGAGCUGCAGCAGCUUUUCCACGCCAUCGACACGCACAACACAGACAACGUGGACACGGAUGAGUUGUGUGAGUAUUUCUCUCAGCACCUGGGGGAGUAUAAGAAUGUUCUGGCAGCCUUGGAGGAUCUCAACACGUCCAUCCUGGCCGCCAUGGACAAGACAAAGAAGGAGUACCAGGGGUCCGCCCACCUGGAACAGUUUGUGACCCGCUUCCUGCUGAAGGAGACCACCAGUCAGCUUCAGUCGCUGCAGAGCUCCUUGGAGUGCGCCAUGGAAACCACCGCCGAGCAGACUCGCCAGGACAAACUCAGCCCGGCCAAGCCGGAGGUGUUAUCCAUCCAGUGGACGGGGCGUCGCUCCACCCGGAGACUUCAGAGAAACCACAGCCUGUCCCCCAACAACCCCAUCAUCAACCUCCUUCAUUCAGGUGCUCAUGACGAGGACAGCCAUUGGACGGUUCAGGUCAACAGGCUGCAGAAGCUCAUCGACCGCUUGGAACAAAAGGACAUCCGUCUGGAACCCGUUGAGGAGGAGGUCUUGGAGAGCAAGCUGCACAUCCUCAUCAUCCAGAGGCAGCUGUCUGUGUUGGAGGAGGAGAUGGAGGAGUUCCGUCUGGCUCUCAGACAAUACAUGAGCCAUACCUGCACACAGACUGGAUGCCUGCACAUUGCAGUGCAGCGUCUGGCUAACGAGUCUCACUUUGUCCUUUAUGAAUUCUGGGAGGAUAACAACAUGUGGAAGAAUCACUUGCAGACCAACUACUGCAAAACCUUCCAGAGGGCCAACGUGGACUUCCUGGAAAGUCCGGAGAGCGUGACCACCAUGCUGCUUCCUGCUUCUUGGUGGGUCCUCAACAACAACAACAACUGAUCUUGGACCAGCAGACUCGCCAUGACGUCGUAGUGACAUCUAUUAUGUCGUUUAGCAACUCCGUGUUUCCUUCUUUGCCAGACAAAAAAACUGAAUCUAAAUAGCCGUCGUCUUUGUACAAGGCAACACGUCAUGACGUGUUGGGCGUGACGUCAUAACGUGGCUGCUCUUCCACGUGAGCUGAUAAAGGGAGCUUUCUUUCAGUCACUUUUUAGAAAACGUGUCUUUUACCGCCCCCCGGUGACGGCGAGGGGUACUACAGCUGCUGUACACUUUAGGUGUAACACGUAGAGAUGUGUAUUUAUGUUGAAUCAAUAAACAUAUUUAUGUUGAAUCGAUAAACAAUAUUUAUGUUGAAUCAAUAAACAUA
Molecule: messenger RNA, 2204 nt
Organism: Doryrhamphus excisus (bluestripe pipefish)
Lineage: Eukaryota; Metazoa; Chordata; Actinopteri; Syngnathiformes; Syngnathidae
Gene: necab1
Product: N-terminal EF-hand calcium binding protein 1
Biological process (GO): regulation of amyloid precursor protein biosynthetic process
Cellular component (GO): cytoplasm
Molecular function (GO): methyltransferase activity; 2-oxoglutarate-dependent dioxygenase activity; calcium ion binding
Source: RefSeq, a predicted model, not a curated record